This is a messenger RNA of Pocillopora verrucosa, 2682 nucleotides long. RefSeq lists its product as uncharacterized. The record is from RefSeq and is a predicted model, not a curated record. NCBI's taxonomy places the organism in Eukaryota, Metazoa, Cnidaria, Anthozoa, Scleractinia, Pocilloporidae.
UGGACGGUAACUGGGAAGGCGAAAGUCAUGCCUGGAUUAAAAUUGUGAGACACAUGCAGCGACAUUACACACGUUUGACUCUCUCUUAGGUUAUAAACACCAUUAUGAUCCUUUUCAAACUGGUUAGAGCUCGUUUAUUAAGAUGUCGAGUGUGUUUGCUUGCCUUUCCUGUGUUAGCUGUGUGGGUACUUUUGACUGUGCAGUGGUUGAAGAUGAAUCCUACUAGGAGACAUCUUUCAGAAAACUUUCCCAGCCAUGAAAACUUCUCUGGUAUGGAAGAAAAUGGAAUCAAGUGCAAGCCUCACAGGCCAGACAAAAGUGGCCAGGAACAAAUUCUUAAAUUUUAUGGACAUCCAGGACAGUUGGAGGAGCCAAAGUGUGACAAUACACAUCACCCAGAGAUCUGUUCAUACCAGUUAACCAAGUUAAUGGAACAUCAUGUGUCUUGUGAUGUGAAGGUGUGUGGGUCUUCAGAGAUUCAAAUGGCUUCUGUGAAUCCAGAAAUGGGAAAAGCUGUUGAUGACUGGGAAACAUUGCCAAAGGAAAAAGUUACUUAUAAAGUACAGGAGGCAGUGAAAACAAACCUGGAAAAUGGAUUUAAUUUCUUGUUCCUUAAAUGUGGGGACAUUUAUCAAGCCUUGAGUUUUCCUCCCAUCUUUAAGGAAAAUGAAAAUGCUGAAGGCAGAAGUGCUAUAAAUGUAAAUAUUAUUAUGUUGGACUCUAUCUCAAGACCACACUUCUAUCGAACUAUGCGAAAAGCCACAGAAGCUUUGAAGAAGAUUAGUGAAGAUCCUACAAUCAAAGCCACAGCUUUGGACUUUGAACUUGUUCAAAGCAUUGGUCAACAGACUUUUGAAAACUUGAGACCAUUCUUCAGUGGUGUUCUGAAAGAUGACAAUGAAGUAAGUGUCUCUGCAAGCAAUAAAAACGCUCCUUUGGGUGUGGAAGUGUUAUAUGGGGCUGUAAAAAAGUGGGGCUACCAGACACUCUUUCAAGAGGACCUUUGCUGGUACGAUAUAUGGGGAAGUGCAUUAACAGAUAAUGAAAGGAGAGAAAUUCCUAAAACAAAUUCAGAAUUUAGAGAGAGGUGGAAAGAAUUUCAGGAAAAGAUGGCAAAGAAAAUGGUUGACCAUUUUGGGAUUACACAUUUUUCCUGCACUGUGUUAAACAGAAUUGGAAGGACCAAUCAUUAUGACAAUCCUCAGAAAAUUUGUCUUAAUGGACAGUUUUACAGUUGGUACUUCUUCGACUACAUAAGAAAGGUGUAUACUGCCUUAGAAAACAACAGAAAAGCCAAACCAUUGGUGUCAUACAUGCAUUUCAACACGGGACAUGAGAUGACAGGGAAACGAAUGAUCAACAUGGAUGCCAGCAUGGCCAAGUUUUUCACCAAUAUGGCCUUGUUUCCAAACACUUUGACUGUGAUUUUUUCGGACCAUGGUCACAAAAUGACUCCAUUCAGUUACACUGAAGAGGGAAGGAGAGAGUUAUUUGAUCCAGCAUUCUUCAUGAUUGUCCCUGAUGGUGUUAAGGAGAAACUGGGUCCAGAAAGGAUGGGAGCCUUGGUAACAAACCAAAAGCGCAUCUUUAUGUUGUAUGAUGUUCACAAAGCGCUCAUGAGUUUGCAUGAUUCUCAAGAGAAGGACUCUAGGAAUAAUUCAGUUUCAGGGAUAUUUUCAGAGAUUUCAGCCAACCGCACUUGUGCAGACUUGUACAUGCUUCCCUUAACAAGAUGCAAAUGUGAAGGUUUUGAUGAAGAAAUUCCAGUAAAGGAUAAUGCAGAUGAUCAGAUGUGGUUGGCAGAAUUUGCUCUGGGAUAUAUCAAUGAUGCUAUUCAAAAACAAUACAUGAGUGGAAAUGGUGAUUCAAAGAAUAACUAUGGCUAUGGAAACUGCCAGCGCUUGGUUGGAAAAUCAUUUGAGAAGGUUGUCAAACGAUUCCGUGGAGAAUACAUCUUGACCACGAUGGACAUUCACGUGUUCCCUCCAGCCGGAUUCACAGAGGAUGAAGUUUAUCGAGUCUCUGUCAAACAGUUUGCCAAACCACAACAAGGAGUAUUUUUUCUCAGUUCUGUCCGGGUAACAAUGUAUAACAAGUUUGCCUUGUGUGCAGAUAAGUCCGUGGAUAUUAAGCUCUGCGCAUGCUCCAAAGAGCAAACCGCAGACGCCAAGAUGAAAGAAGUGUUGUUUGAUAAUGGAGUUCCUCGCGAAAUGUUUGGUUCGGACACAAUUGUGAGAGACUUGGAUUCAAACUGUUUGUUAUUCUUGCGACGGAAUCAUGGGACGUUUUCAUUUGGGUUAGAAAUUGCAAAUGUGUGCACAAGUCGAACUUAUAAAUUUGAACUAACAGGCUCUAUGGAUCAAAGGAUAUUCUCCAAGACUUUGCCCAUUGGGCUGGAAUUAUUCCCAAAGACGUUUAGUUUUUUGACUUCUGUGUACAAAUACCUUUCAAAAGUAAACGAGCCGUUAGGGUUGAAAGCAAGUGUGAAGGUUAAGAAGGAUGGAUCAAACACCUUUACUGAUUUGGGGAUUUUCAGUGUUACAUGACAGUAAAUAUAGUUUUCAAACUGUGAGAAAAUUAUUCCUCUGGACAAGACAAGGAAAACUUCAUCUGUACAUAAAGGUCUUAAACACUUCAAUUCCGUGUAUUUACAUUUUCUUUUAGCCAUAUAAUGGGAGAUUG